CCGUUGAACAGCGGGCAGAAUUCGAAUAGAAUUCGCUGUGGAUUGCGCUUCAAUAUUACAGUAAAUAUUACGAUAAAAAUCGGGGAGGCAAAAUGCCGAUGAAGAGAUAUUCGCAAGGCGUCUCGAGUGCGGGAGUUCUGUUGAUUAUUCUGGUGGCCAUGGGCAACACGGUGGAGGUGUUGGGGAGGACAGUGGCAGCGCCGAAGGGAAGGAAAGCGAAUGUGCUGGAGAGGGUCUUCCGGCUGGAGGCCAUGAAGAGGUGCAGGGGGUUCACCUGCAAGGGCCCGCAGAACAGGACCUAUCACAUUCUGGAUCUGCUUCAUGAGCAGGGGCACAUACCCCCGGCGUCUUUCCCGACGAUAACGCCGGCUUAUCUGGUGGUGCAACGCUGCGAUGGACACGCCGGCUGCUGCGAGUCACCAGCACUCACGUGUCUGCCCAAGACUCAUGCCCAGGAGGAGAUCGAGAUAUUCAAGCAGGAGGUCCAGGGCCCCAAGCAGUUCGUCAGGAUCACGGUCGAGCAGCACACCUCGUGCGAAUGCCGAUCCGCUAAUAAGACGUAUCGCGAUCAGCUUGAACUGCUCAAACCGAACAUCUCGCUUUACGAUGACUCGAAUAGCUAAUUGCGGAGGGAGGGGUGCGGGUGAGGGCUGGUGAGCAAAUGGAAUUAGUGGACGAGGUGAACGUCUUCGGGGGGAUUUCGGGGGAGGAAGGGGCGGCACGGGAAACGGUUUGGGGAGGCCCUCGUGCUUCGGCUAUUUUUUUUCCUGGGGGAUGGUUCUCUGAUUUUCGAGUCCAAGGUUUCGGUUGAGCCCGAUUUGAUGAUAAGUUUUCGGGGGUUUUAGAUUGGUUCUGUUGUUUAAAGUUUCGUGGGCUGAAUUUCAAGAUCGAUAUGGAUGCGUUUUAAAGCAUUUUAAAAAUGUGAGAAAAAUUUGAGUUUAGUUUUGGAGGGAGAUUGGUGGAAUUAUUUAGAAAGUGCAGUUUUUGAAAGGUACGGGCAUUUUCUGUGAAUAAUUUAGGAACAAUCAAUUUUUCGUUGGAAAAAUCAUUUGUUUAAAAUCGUAACAA
This is a messenger RNA of Diachasma alloeum, 1068 nucleotides long. RefSeq lists its product as uncharacterized. Gene Ontology annotation, biological process: hemocyte migration. Gene Ontology annotation, molecular function: growth factor activity. The coding region runs from base 93 to 623 and encodes 176 amino acids. The record is from RefSeq and is a predicted model, not a curated record. Gene Ontology annotation, cellular component: membrane. The transcript has a single exon. Lineage: Eukaryota; Metazoa; Arthropoda; Insecta; Hymenoptera; Braconidae.